AUGCCUAUCCCGGUUCGCUCUGCACUUUGCAGUCUUGCGUACAACAGGCCGUCUGCGUUGUCGGUUCUUCACACUCAAUGUCAGGCAACGAGGACGAUGGCCAGCGGACGGCUGCGCAAGACGUCCUCUCGCAUGUCUUUGUCGCCCAAUGUAGCCAAAGCAUCGCUGAACAAGCCGCGUCCUGGAAGGGAUCGUCGUGGACCUUUUGCAGGCAUGAACCAGACUGAAGCCCGCGUGAGAGAUACGCCGCGACCUCGAUCCCAAGCCGCUCUCAAACGCUCUGGCGAGGAGGGCAAGACGGAGAAGACCGAAUCACCUCUAUAUAAAGCGCUGAAAAUGCAAACCACGCUGUCACCUGUUUCUUACGGUCGUCGUGCCGCUAUCAAGUCCAAAAUUUCCAACGUGACGAGUUUCGACCACUUCCCCCUACUCCCUGCGGUCCGACACUCGAUCUUCGCCCAAGCUCUGCCCGGACUCUCCGAAGUAGUACCAACACCGAUUCAACGACUCGCUAUUCCCCAACUUUUGAGCAAUACACCCAAGAAGCCUACGUCCAAGGUGGAUGAAGACGCUCCGAAGUAUGAUCAAUACCUUCUUGCUGCUGAAACAGGUUCGGGCAAGACGUUAGCGUAUCUGCUUCCAGUCGUUGAUGCAGUUAAGCGCGCAGAAGUUCGUGACAAGGAGGAACAGCAAAAACUUGAGGAAGAGAAGGCGAAGGAGCGGGAAGAGAGAUUGAAGACCCGAACUUUUGAGAUCGAGCCCGAGGAGCCACCCAUGUCCAAUGCCGGUCGACCUCGAGCGAUCAUCCUAGUCCCGACGUCGGAGCUGGUGGCCCAAGUUGGAGCCAAGGUGAAGGCUUUGGCUCACUCAGUCAAGUAUCGUUCAGGCGUCAUCUCUUCAAAUUUGACGGCGCGUCGGAUCAAGAACACUCUUUACCACCCAGAUGGAAUCGAUAUCUUGGUCUCCACGCCCCACCUGCUGGCUUCUAUCGCCAAAACGAAUCCAUAUCUUCUCAGCCGUGUCAGUCAUCUUGUUUUGGACGAAGCGGACUCUCUGAUGGAUCGGUCCUUCCUCCCUACGACUACUGAGGUGAUCGAGCGUGCAGCUCCGUCCCUCCAAAAGCUUAUAUUCUGUUCCGCCACAAUCCCUCGCAGCCUGGAUAAUCAGCUCCGCAAGCGGUAUCCUGAUCUCAAACGUCUCACGACGCCAAAUUUGCAUGCUGUUCCCCGACGUGUGCAGCUUGGUGUGGUGGAUAUCGACAAGGAGCCUUACCGAGGGAACCGCAGCCUGGCAUGUGCUGACGUGAUCUGGUCCAUUGGCAAGGCGGGUGAUGUGAGCGACGAGAACUACGGGCCCCUUACCCAGUAUAUGGGCCCUAAGGUGAAGAAAAUUAUCGUCUUUGUGAACGAGCGCGAGGAGGCGGAGGAAGUUGCCCAAUUCCUCGUUUCCAAGAAUAUCGAUGCUGUGGCGCUCUCUCGUGACUCCAGCUCCCGCAAACAGGAGGAAAUUCUCGCCGAAUUCACCGAGGUCGAUCAGCCUCCAACAGCAGAUGAGAUCAUGUUGCUCCGCAAACAGGCUCGGGCUGAAAAAUCGAUCCCGUUCUUGGAGCCCGAGAAGAAGCGGGAAGUUGAUCGACGUCUACCUAAUACCAAGGUCCUCGUCACAACUGAUAUUGCCUCUCGGGGCAUCGACACGCUUGCCGUGAAGACUGUCAUCCUGUACCAUGUUCCCCACACGACUGUCGACUUUAUCCAUCGUCUUGGUCGACUCGGCCGUAUGGGCAAGCGAGGACGAGGUGUCGUUCUUGUCGGAAAGAAGGACCGCAAGGAUGUCGUUCGCGAGGUGCGCGAGGGCAUGUUCCGUGGACAAGCUCUGAUUUAA
Molecule: messenger RNA, 1881 nt
Organism: Penicillium diatomitis
Lineage: Eukaryota; Fungi; Ascomycota; Eurotiomycetes; Eurotiales; Aspergillaceae
Gene: mrh4
Product: ATP-dependent RNA helicase MRH4
Exons: 1
Coding region: 1-1881 (626 amino acids)
Biological process (GO): maturation of LSU-rRNA from tricistronic rRNA transcript (SSU-rRNA, 5.8S rRNA, LSU-rRNA)
Cellular component (GO): nucleolus
Molecular function (GO): ATP binding; nucleic acid binding
Source: RefSeq, a predicted model, not a curated record